Molecule: messenger RNA, 3251 nt
Organism: Trichosurus vulpecula (common brushtail)
Lineage: Eukaryota; Metazoa; Chordata; Mammalia; Diprotodontia; Phalangeridae
Gene: TMEM120B
Product: transmembrane protein 120B
Biological process (GO): fat cell differentiation
Cellular component (GO): nuclear inner membrane
Source: RefSeq, a predicted model, not a curated record
AUGCAGCCCAUGACCCGAAGCGCUCCCGGCGGACAGGACUCGGCCCCGCCGGUGAGGGGCAGGGCAUCCCCGCGGAGAGCUAGGGUGUCAGUGUCGGCAGCGUGCAGAGAGCGCAGACAUUUAGAGGAAGGAGCCCUGGACGGGCGGGGGGGGGGGUCAGGGAGCAUGCGCGUGCGCACCAGCCCCACGCUGCCCCGUGCUGUGCGGAGGGGGCGGGACAGUGUGCGUGACGUCACGGGAGGGCGUGCCCGGGCCGCGCAGGAACAGCUGGUGCCGGACGAGGGCGUGGGCGGGAGGAGCUCGAGCUGGGUGCGCGGGGUGUGCGGCGGCAAGGGGGGCUCGAGCUGCUGCAGGAUCCGCCGCCGCCGCCGCCGCCGCCGCCUCCGCCGCUACCGCCCGCCUUGCAUCAUGUUCGCGCAGCUCGAGCGAUGCGAACGCGAAUGGCACGAGCUGGAGGAGGAAUUCCAGGAAUUGCAGGAAACCCACAAAGUGUAUAGGCAGAAGCUGGAAGAGCUGACCACGCUCCAAGCGUCCUGUAGUAGCUCCAUCGGCAAGCAGAAGAAGCGGCUGUCAGACCUCAAGGGUAGUCUCCAGAGGUGUAAGCGGCAUGCCAACUGUGAAGAGGCCGACCUCAUUCAGCAGAUGAGUGCCAGCAUCAAGGAAAGGCAGAAUAUCUUCUUUGACAUGGAGGCUUACCUGCCCAAGAAAAACGGGUUAUAUCUCAGUCUGGUCCUGGGCAAUGUCAACGUUACCCUCCUCAGUAACCAGGCCAAGUUCGCUUACAAGGAUGAAUACGAGAAAUUCAAGCUUUACUUGACCAUUAUCUUUCUGCUUGGCGCCAUAGCCUGUAGAUUCUUCCUACAUUACAGAGUAACUGAUGAAGUGUUCAACUUUCUGCUGGUCUGGUACUACUGCACGCUGACCAUCAGGGAGAGCAUCCUCAUCAGCAAUGGCUCCAGAAUUAAAGGCUGGUGGGUGUCUCAUCACUAUGUCUCCACAUUUCUGUCCGGGAUAAUGCUGACCUGGCCAAACGGACUCAUCUAUCAAAAAUUUCGAAAUCAGUUUUUAGCCUUUUCUAUCUUUCAGAGCUGUGUCCAGUUCCUACAAUAUUAUUAUCAGAGUGGAUGCCUCUACAGACUCCGGGCUCUCGGGGAAAGGAACCAUUUGGACCUCACAGUGGAGGGAUUCCAGUCUUGGAUGUGGAGGGGCCUUACUUUUCUCCUGCCGUUCUUGUUUUGUGGUCAUUUCUGGCAACUUUAUAACGCCAUCACGCUGUUUGAGCUCUCUACCCAUGAGGAGUGCAAAGAGUGGCAGGUCUUUGUCUUGGCCAUCACAUUUCUCAUCCUCUUCCUGGGAAAUUUCCUGACCACGCUCAAAGUCGUACAUGCCAAACUCCAGAAGAACAGAGACAAGAUGAAGUUAUGAGCAGCGAUGCCUUCCCUGCCCCGGUGCCCUGCACUCUGACCCAGCUAGGGGCAUACCAGGGGGACCUUGUUGUCUUGGAUACCAUUUCCCAGACAGCUCCUCGCUGGGGCACUGGGCACGGGCCCUGGGACCUCCAUCACACCUAGCUGGAGACUAGAAGAAUGUGAACCCUUCCAUUCAGUAUUAUCCCAGACCUGUGCCCCACCCCAUCUAGAUACCUGGUUCCCUGUUUGUGUCUAUUUAAGACUGGGCCUUCCCCACUCCCCCGGAACCAGAGACCUCUCUUGGCCUCGUAGCUGCCAGCCGACACAGUCCCUUUCUAGGGAUGCUCUCUGAGCCUCAAGCUGGAUGGGAGCUGGGAGAGCAAGUGUUUCAGAUUUCUGUUUGGAGGUGAACUUUGGGCUCUGCCCUGCUGUUUUGGGCACGAGAUGGGAAUGGGCAGUGAAUCCUUCAGUGUCCUAUGGGCCUUUUCCCCCCUCCCUGGGAAUACUGCUAGUCCCCCAGGAUCCUCCCCUCUUCCCUUCUGCCUGCCCCAGUGUGGGUCAUUUACUAAGGUCCUAGAGAACCACUUCAUCUCCCCAUCAUCAUCAUCAUCAUCUCCGGGCCUCUCCUCCCAUCCGUCUCUCCUGGAGCCAAGCCCUCAGUGACUUCUCACUCCCCUGCUUUUCCUUGGGACUUCCUUCCCCUCUCCUUAUACCUCCCGACAUGUUUGUGUUGGAGAGAGAGGGGAUGAAUGUUUACAAGACAAGACACAGACUCCAGUGCGAGUGCCUAGGGUUCUGCUGCUGGAGUCCUGCUGGUUUAAUGGAAAGAAUAUUGGAUCUGGAGACAAAAGGCCCAAGUUCACAUCCUGACUGUCACUUAAUUGAGCGUUGGCCAUCAAUUUCCUCCUCUCUGGGCUUCCAUCUACUCUUUAAACGGAGCUUAGAAAAAGAUCCUUGGGGCAGCUGGGUGGUGCAGUGAGUGGAGCACCGGCCCUUGAGUCAGGAGGAUCUGAGUUCAAAUCCAGCCUUGGACACUUGACACAUUUACUAGCUGUGUGACUUUGGGCAAGUCACUUAACCCCAAUUGCCCUGCCUUCCCCCCUCCAAAAAAAAAAAAAGAUCCUUGAAGUCCCUUCCAGCUAUGAUUCUAAAGCCACCAACUCCCUCUCAAGCCCCUAGUGCCUCUCUGUAGGGUCUUGCAUGCCCACCUCUCACCCUAGACUAGCUGCUUGGGUCUGGUCUCCCAGAACCUGCUGCUUCUGAAGAGUGGAUGGCAAUUCUUGAGUGACACCAGCAGAGGGUGCUGUGAGCCACGGGGUGUGGAUGGGUUGGAAGUUGGGGUGGAUGGAGGGGUGGCUGAACCGCAAACCCCCAACUCUGAAUACGCCCUUCUCGAGGUCAAUGCGGGCACACUCAGGGAAAACUGGACCUGCACUAGAACUCUUAAGAACUCUUCCAGCCAGCCUUAAAGUCCUAGGAAUGCAGGCUACUGGGAGAUGUCACUCAAAAAGUGAAUUUGGGGGAAGGUGGGAGGAGAAAGCCGAGUAGAAUUUGAAUCUGCUGUUUUAGGGGAUCUGGCAUCUUGCUGCCUCCCCUCCUGUGGGUCAUUGAGAAUUGAUUAUUUUUGGAUGGUGGCCACACAUAAGCAACCCCCCUCCUCCCCCCAAGCACCACCGUCUUGAUGGGGUGAGGGUGGAGGGUGGCUUUGACCAGCCAACACCUGCCCGAAUCUCCCCCCAAAUUCUUUCUCCUCCUCCACCUUCCUAGUCUUCAGAUGGCCGCCGCUCCUUCCCAGAUGCUGGGAUGGUUUCCGUUUUUAAUAAAAAUUCUCACUUGUCUGAA